This is a messenger RNA of Bathycoccus prasinos, 2079 nucleotides long. RefSeq lists its product with no specific name. Gene Ontology annotation, molecular function: ATP-dependent H2AZ histone chaperone activity. The record is from RefSeq and is a predicted model, not a curated record. The transcript has a single exon. Gene Ontology annotation, cellular component: nucleus. Gene Ontology annotation, biological process: regulation of DNA-templated transcription; chromatin remodeling. Lineage: Eukaryota; Viridiplantae; Chlorophyta; Mamiellophyceae; Mamiellales; Bathycoccaceae. Bases 1 to 2079 code for a protein of 692 amino acids.
AUGGGGGAAGGCGGAGUGAAACUCCCACCUCGCUCGACGCGAGGUCGCCGGAUGACGCGCAUGCUCGAAGACGAAGACUCCGCGGACGAAGAGUUCUGGAACCAAGACGCGUUCAAAGAAGAACACGAAGACAGCGAGUACGAAAGCGAGGAAGAAGUCGCGGACGUUUUUGAUAAAGAUUUCGACGAGGAGGAAACGAGCGAAGACGAGGAGGAAGUGGAAGUGCGAACGGAACGACGGAGGAAGACGAUGAAAGCGCCGGAAAGAAACGAGGCGACGAAGAAGAAGAAACAAGGUGCGAGUGAUAUUGCUGCUACCGCUGCUGCUGGUGGUGGUAGUGGUGCGUAUCAAGAACAAGAACAACAACGACAAGAACAACAGACGGCGACGACGGAGCCGGCGGUGGUCAUACCGCAGGAACUUCGAGUCUCGUCGCGCGCGUCCGCGAAGGAGAUUCGCGAAAGGUCCGAGGCGUUGCAAAGAGAGAGAAAGUCGAGACCGCAAAUCGUGCGACCGAAGGUGGAGUACGUCGUUCCGACCAUGGAGGAGAUGAUCAAAGAGGCGAAGAUUACGGAGAAGAAGAAUUUAAUCGAGUUGGAGCACUUGUUGCACUUGGAGGAAGAGCAGAAGAAGAAGAAUCAGAUGAUGGAUAGGAAAAAGCGGUACGACGGACCGGCGAUUCGGCAGAGAAGUUUGAAAGGCGAUAAACCCGGGAAGAUUGUGUACGAGUUAAUCCGAGGCGCGGUGAGUGAGAGAGACGCGCCGGAGUUUUAUUUGAGAAGCGAAGAUCAAGCGCCGUCGACUUCGGCGAAAGAGGAGAAAAUUUGCGCGAUUACCGGGUUACCGGCAAAGUAUCGCGAUCCGAAAUCAGGGUUGUAUUACGCCACGAUUGAUGCGUUUAAGCAGUUGCGGUUGCAACAGGAGAAGAAAGAGGCGGAAGAGAAGGAGAACGCGACGAUAGAUGUAGAGGUAAAAGUAGAAGACGGACAAGAACAAGAACGGGAACAACCACCAACGCGCAGGUCGAUUUGGGAUCCACCCAUUCCAGGGGCGUUGACGCAUCGCGAAAUCGCGCAAAUAGCCAAGAAGAAAGCCGAAAAGGAAGAGCAAGCCGCGAUGCAAGCGUUUUUGAAGCAGCAAGAGGAGGCUAAAGCCGCCGCGGCGGCGUUGCGCAGAGAAAAACAAGGCAAACCGGCGAAGGUCGCGCCGCAGGCGAAGCGCACAAAGGCGCAAAUCAAGAAAGCGAAGGAGGCGAUGAAACGAGAAGAGGAAGAGAACAAAGAUUUGCGAGGUCCUGGUCGAUGGUUGUCUUUGAAGACUAUAUUGGCGAGGCCAGAGUUGGACGUCCCAGCAACUGGUCCUCGAUACCCUCGACCAGUGCUCGAAGGCUUCUCGAAACCGGGCAUCCCGCAGUACGUCGUCCCGACGCCGAAAUCGAUCGACGAACGACCACUCGACGAAAAAGACAUUAAAAUCGAACAACCAAACUUCGACAACGGCAAUCGUGGUGCUACCAUUGCAGUUGUUGGUGGUGAAGAUACCGUGGAGAUUGAAGGUAUUCAUUCCCGGGAUAUGGAUCACAUCGACGCCUGCGAUAUCAUGGCCAUCGAAGACAACGAAGAGGAAGACGACGCGAUGACAAACUCGGAUGAUUUCACCGUCGAAGAUGCCUCGGACGACGAAGAAGACGACGAAGGUACGAUCGAAGAAGACGAACGCGCGGCUUUAGAGGAGGACGACGAGCGUUUGAAUAUAACUGCCGAGGAGGAAAAGAACGCGCUCGAGGACGAGGCGAACAUCCCAAUCGAAGAACUCAUGCGCCGAUACCAAUCGAACAAUCGACAGUUUGGGCAAAAAGAACCGUCUCCAUCGCCGGAAAACUCCUCUGACUUUGAUCGAGACGAAGACGAAGAUGAUUCUGAAGAUAACGAAUCGACGUUAGAGGAGGACGAAAAAGCGCUUCAAGAAGACGAAGACAUGUUAGAUGCGGACGAGGAAAAGAAACGUUUGGAAGACGAAGCGAACAUGCCCAUCGAAGAGUUGAUGGCGAGGUACCAGCAACAGCAAAAUAAAGGCUAG